UGUCUGUUCUGUCAAACCCGCAGAAAUCCGAAAUUAUGUUAUUUAUAAAUAAAUAAAUUUAUUAUUGAAACAAAUCAAUUAACAAACAAACAAUGAGUGCCAAUAAAAAUAAGCCUGUCGUCGAUUCUGGCUUGUGCCGUUGCUGUGGAAAUAUAAAGAAGUGUCGGUUAUUGAACGUAGAAUACGAGUGGCUCGGACGAAGGGAAGUUUAUUGUGACAUGUUCGUGGAUUGUUUUGGACUUGUUCUGUCAAACCUGGACGUGGAACCGUCGGACUGUCUGAUCUGCGCCACAUGCGUGACCCGCUUGCGGGACGCCACCACGUUCAGGGAACAGGUGCUGUCGUGCGAGCAGAGGCUUCUGCAAUCUAAGAUAAUUGUGCACGAAGAUAAAAUAAAAGCCGAAUUGGAAAUAAAACGAGAGACGGAAGGAGACUCUGACCCGAAUGAUGCUGAUUAUUUACCAGAGGAAGACAGUGAUGGAGGUGUACAAAUAAAAUUGGAGUCACCACCAGAUGAGAAACCCAAGAAGCGAAUGGUGUCCAAAAGGAAACCAGCUAAGAAGGUAUCCGAUGACCACUUGAAGGCCAAGAACGAACUGAUGCUCACGAUCAAGAAGAUGAAAACGAAAUUGGAAAUUAUGAAUGCUGUUGAUGAUCCGUCAGAAGAUCUACCUCUAAAACCUUCAGCGGUACAGAAAUCCGUAGACAAGGAGAUCAACUCGCUACGCAACGCUGUUACCAUAGUGCAGAACUCUUUCGUGUGUCCGUUCCUGAACACUUUCAGUGACUACAAUUGUAUUUACUGCAAGGAAAUGUUCACAGAGGCGGACAAACUCAGAGAACACACGCUAACUCACGACCCUAGCGGCUACGAAGAAGCGUUAUACGAUAAAAAGUUACCCCAAAUCGAUAUAACCAAAAUCGAUUGUCGAUUAUGCCCAAUCACAAUCGAGAAUCUGCAAGAUUUGAAGGAGCAUAUAGUUACAAGCCACGGAAAAGUAAUUUAUAGUGAUGCGGACAACGAAUUCUUACAAUUCAAGUUAAAAUCUGGGAAGAUGGAGUGCGUAGAGUGUGGUGCAAGUUUUGGUUUCUUCCACGGCCUGAAAAGACACAUGGCUGAACAUUUCGGUACGCAUAUAUGUGAAUUGUGCGGUGCCCAUUAUUUUGAUCAGCACGGUUUGACUAUGCAUAUGAAGAGUCAUGAAGUCAAAAUGGAUUUUCCAUGUGACCAAUGCGGGAGGGUGUUCAAGUCAAAACAUGGUAGGAAUUAUCAUGUUACACACAUGCAUAAUAAGCCUCAAUAUCCGUGUUAUAAGUGCGAUGAGAUUUUGUUUUCUUACUCGAAGAGGUAUCGGCAUAUGAUAGAUGUUCACGGUGAGACUAGAUCGUUUGCUUGUGAGAACUGCGACAGAGUGUACGAUAGUAGGAAAGGAUUAAGGGAACACAAUAGAAGAACGCAUUUGAAGGUAUUAAGGCACGAAUGCACGGUUUGCGAUAAGAAGUUCUACCAACCGUCCGCUCUGAAAGAUCACAUGACUUCUCAUACCGGUGAAAGGAAUUUUAGGUGUGAAUAUUGUGGGAAAACGUACCCUAGGAUGAGGGCAUUAAGGGUGCAUCUUCAGUCGCACGACAGCGAGAAGAGAUAUAAGUGUAGUUUGUGUAAUGCCGCGUAUACACAAGCGAAUAAUUUGAAGAAUCAUAUAAAAACAAAGCAUCACGGUUUUGAUGUAAAAGAUGAUGUGGAAUAGUGCAUGUGACGACUUCUGUAUAGGUAACAUGCAUCGUCUUUAUCACUUACGGGGUAAAUAAAGCCCACAAGUCUCGAAAAAAGGCCAUAUUCAGCUGUCUUAAUGACGUAAUUGAGAUAAUAACAGGUUGCUAAGUAAUGUAAUUUUUCAAAAUUCCCACGGGAAUUUCAAAUGAUUGUCCGAGCUCACAGAAACUAAUUAGAUCUAAAUAGUGUAAUUAUAAGUAAAAGAUUAUGAUCUGUAUA
Messenger RNA from Amyelois transitella, 1993 nucleotides. RefSeq names its product zinc finger protein 37-like. The coding region runs from base 93 to 1748 and encodes 551 amino acids. Gene Ontology annotation, cellular component: nucleus. Gene Ontology annotation, molecular function: RNA polymerase II transcription regulatory region sequence-specific DNA binding; zinc ion binding; DNA-binding transcription factor activity, RNA polymerase II-specific. The record is from RefSeq and is a predicted model, not a curated record. Gene Ontology annotation, biological process: regulation of transcription by RNA polymerase II. The transcript is spliced from 5 exons. Lineage: Eukaryota; Metazoa; Arthropoda; Insecta; Lepidoptera; Pyralidae.